UCCCACCCACAGGCUGCCUGUGUCUGUUGACUAUAAAUGUGGGGUUGUCCACUCCCCUCAGUCUCCUUUAGCAGAGAGAUCCUCUUUUCUGUUUUCAGUUGUAAUUUGAUUUUCAGCAAUCUCAGCCUACACGCCGGUUUGCACUGAGAGCAGGAAAGAGACUUCAGUGUAUUUUCAGGAAAUCCAUACAUUUGCAGCCAUGGCAGGUGUCAGCGCAUCAAACACCAACUUCGCUCUGGACCUGCUUCGUACUCUGAGCCUAGCCAACCCCGAUGGUAAUGUCUUCAUCUCUCCAUUCAGUAUCAGCUCAGCUCUGGCUAUGGUCUACUUGGGAGCUAAAGAGGAAACUGCGGCUCAGAUGGCAAAGGUGCUGUCAUUUGAUGAAAAUGUCCAUGCAGACUUUGAAACACUUAACGCAGACAUAAACUUACCAUCCUCAUCUUUCACCUUGAAAACAGCCAAUCGUCUGUACGGGGAGAAAACAACUCACUUUUUGCAAGACUUUCUGGCAGCCACACAAAAGCACUACCAGUCUGAUCUGAAGGCUGUAGAUUUCAUGGGAGCCCCAGAGGAUUGCAGACAAGAGAUCAACGGCUGGGUGGAGGAGAAGACCGAGAAUAAGAUCAAAGAGCUUCUCAAGCAGGGAACAGUGACAACAAUGACCAGGCUGGCUCUGGUUAAUGCCAUUUACUUCAAGGGGAACUGGAUGUAUCGCUUUGAUGAAGCAAACACCAAAGAGAUGCCCUUCAGAGUUUCAGUGAAUGAGACAAAGUCAGUCAAGAUGAUGUACCAGAUGAAGAAGCUUCCAUACAACUACAUUCCUGACUAUAAAGUGCAGAUCCUGGAGCUGCCAUACGCAGGAGAGGAACUCAGCAUGUUCAUCCUGCUGCCAGAAGAGGGGACCUCUCUAGGGAAGCUGAGGAACAAUCUGACGCCUGCGACGCUAGAUGAGUGGACCGCAAGGGAAAACAUGGAUCAGGACUCAGACGUCGUCGUUCACCUGCCAAAGUUUAAGCUGGAGGAAUCUUAUGAGCUGAACGAGGCCCUGGGUAAACUGGGCAUGACCGAUGUGUUCUGCGCGGCAAAGGCAGACUUGUCAGGCAUGAACGGUGAAGGAGGACUCUUCCUGUCCACGGUGGUCCACAAAGCAUUUGUGGACGUAAACGAGGAAGGAACAGAAGCCGCUGCAGCAACAGCCGGUAUGGUGUCUUUCUGUAUGGUCAGGGAAGAACACUUUAUGGCCGACCACCCCUUCUUGUUCUUCAUUAGGCACAACAAGACCAAGUCCGUCCUCUUCCUUGGCAGUUUCAGGUCUCCUCAGUAGAUAGCAAUAGGAUAUGCCUACAUUUGUUAACACACCAAGACACUGAUUCAUUUUCUGUGAUGCUAAUUGAAUUCACAGUUGCACUUACUGUAUAUCAUAGAUGAGCUAAAGCUGGGGACUUCGGUUAUGUAAUAAAAUAACUACUGUGACAAACAUAUUGUAACAGCGGUAGAGUGAAACGGAGGCAGCUGUUAUUUUAUUAGAAAGCGGUUUAUUUGUUUACCUGAAAUCAGCAAAACUAGCAGAACCUGACCCGCACUGUCGACUCUAAAAAAAAAAACACGGAACAGAACACUCUGCGCAUGUGCGCUACAGCAUGGUGCGUUCAAGGCACCCAAGAACCGUCAGAAAAAGUAAAAAAUAUAACACAACAUAACCAUUUAUUCCCUAACCGUCACAUUAUUGAUGACAGACCAUAGUGUCAACUGGGUUUACAAUAAAGCUGAGAAUAUCUUAAUGUAA
Messenger RNA from Cynoglossus semilaevis (tongue sole), 1786 nucleotides. It is a transcript of the gene serpinb1, whose product is annotated as serpin peptidase inhibitor, clade B (ovalbumin), member 1. The record is from RefSeq and is a predicted model, not a curated record. The transcript has 7 exons. NCBI's taxonomy places the organism in Eukaryota, Metazoa, Chordata, Actinopteri, Pleuronectiformes, Cynoglossidae. The coding region runs from base 200 to 1324 and encodes 374 amino acids. Gene Ontology annotation, biological process: negative regulation of endopeptidase activity. Gene Ontology annotation, molecular function: serine-type endopeptidase inhibitor activity.